Messenger RNA from Prunus armeniaca (apricot), 1125 nucleotides. The record is from the annotation of a GenBank genome assembly. NCBI's taxonomy places the organism in Eukaryota, Viridiplantae, Streptophyta, Magnoliopsida, Rosales, Rosaceae.
AUGCAUAAGCUACUCUCCCCAGCGAGAGCAACAAGUGCUAUAGUAGGCCUAGGCCGCUUAGCGUAUGAUUCCCGCUAUCCAGCGCCCACUGUGCAACACCUCUUAACCUUUACCACUCUCUCUUUGUUUCCUCACUCUCAUCAUCAUCAUCAUCAUCAUCGCCAUAGUCAUCGUCAUCGUCCUCGCACACUCACACUUCUCCCCACCACCUCUCUCUCCUUCUGUCCUCUCCUCCAAAACCCUAAUUUCCUCACGGGUAACUCCCUCUUCCGCGGAAUGGAGGGAUUUGUAGUAAUUUUAGUCUUCAUUUUAAUCGGGGUUCAUUCUACCCUGGUUAAUGGUGGUAUUCAAUUGUAUUGUUGUCCGAGGGCCUUGGAUGGACCAAUUCAACCCAUAACUGAUCCUAGUGUCGAGGAUUUGGAUUUGCAACCAGACAAGCAAUUCUGGUCCCAUAGUAGCGUUAAGAAGAACAAGGCGAUGGUGGAGAAUUUGCAGAGUUAUGGAGUGAUUAGCUCCAAAAAGGUUGUUGAAGUGAUGGGGACUAUUGAUAGAGCUUUAUUUGUGCCUGAUGGGACCCCACCUUAUGUUGACUCCCCCAUGGCAAUAGGUUAUAAUGCCACCAUUUCUGCACCUCAUAUGCAUGCAACAUGCCUUCAGUUGUUGGAAGAGAAUUUGCAGCCUAAUAUGCGUGCUUUGGAUGUUGGUUCAGGGACGGGAUAUUUGACAGCUUGUUUUGCCUUGAUGGUUGGGCCACAAGGCCGUGCAGUUGGUGUAGAGCACAUUCCUGAGUUGGUUUCUUCCUCAAUCGAGAAUAUUAAAAAAAGUGCAGCAGCACCGUUAUUGAAAGAAGGUUCCCUCUCAGUGCAUGUCGGUGAUGGAAGGCUAGGUUGGCCAGAAUUGGCACCUUAUGAUGCCAUUCAUGUUGGUGCAGCUGCACCAGAAAUCCCACAACCACUUACUGACCAGUUGAAGCCCGGAGGCAGAAUGGUGAUUCCAGUGGGAAACAUAUUCCAGGAUUUGAAGGUUGUGGACAAGAACUUGGAUGGCUCUAUCAGGGUCCGGACUGAAACUUCAGUUCGUUAUGUUCCUCUCACAAGCAAAGAUGCUCAGUUGCGAGGCUCUUGA